AUGAGAUUCCAUAUCUUGUGGCCGGCAUUUCUCGCCACCUCCAGUGCCCUUCAGAUUCCGCCGUUGGCUUCUCGGCCCGAGCUUCAGAGCGUGCUUCUAGUUGACCCCAAGCAGCAGCUCGAUGAACUCUCCAGUACUCCCGAGUUCGAGAAAUGGGUCUCUGACCAGUCAGUUCGGUCCUUCUCGUAUAUUUUAGAGAACAUCGGUGGUGUGUCGCAAACUCUAGACCCUGAGAAAGUGCAUCCAGGGACGGUGAUUGCAUCACCUCUGAAAGUAAGGCCAAACUACUUUUACAACUGGAUCAGAGACUCGGCCUUGACGAUGAGAACUCUCAUAUACCACAUGAACGACCACCUCAGCAACUCAACGUCGAUGAUGGAACUCAGGCGCGUGAUCGAGCAAUACAUCGAGGUGAACUAUAGACUUCAGCGGGUUUCGAACAAGUCGGGUACCUUUAAUGAUCCGAAGCGCAAGGGCCUUGGCGAGCCCAAGUUUCUAACGAAUGGGCAGGCGUUUGACGAACGCUGGGGGAGGCCUCAGUCUGACGGCCCGGGGCUUCGAGUGUCUACCAUUCUUGGGUAUUUGUUCUUUCUCAAGGGCAACAACCUAGAAAUCGAGAGCGACUUCUUAGGAAACGUCACUUUCAUCUACAACAAGAUCAUAAAGCCAGAUUUAGAGUACAUCAUUGCCAAUUGGCGUGAAAAGCUGUUUGACUUGUGGGAGGAAAUUGAGUCGCAUCACUUCUUCAACGCCUUGACCCAGCUUAAGGCAUUACAGGAUGGACAGCGAUUUACCCAGCUUCACGUCAUGGACAUGACGUUUGCGAGGCAGCUUCAACUGACAUACCAUGAGCUUCUCGAGUAUGUCACCAACUCUGGAGGGUUCACGAGACCAUUGGUGUCGCACAUAAUCGAAACACCAGAAUUUUACGAGAAGGGCGUGCGGUCAGGCCUUGACGCCGCUAUUUUCCUUGCAGCGCUCCAUGCGCAUAAUCUAGAGUUUGGCGGUACAGAUAACAUUCCCUACGAUGUUGACGAUUCUCACAUCUUGAAUAGCAUCACCGCUAUGGCUGCUGAUAUGAAGACACGAUACCCGAUCAACAUAAGACACCAAACUGGACUGGCAUUGGGCAGAUAUCCUGAGGAUGUGUAUGACGGGUAUGGAACUUCUUUAGGAAACCCCUGGUUUAUCUCGACGUUAUCUGCUGGAGAAGUUCUUUACAAGUGGAUCUACAAGUACACUAGACGCCACGCUGAUAUUGUAAUCGAUAAACUGAACAUUGAAUUCUUCCAGCCACACGACAAGGAGUUGCAAAAUGACGGUUCAUUAGAGAACGGAGUGAUUGUAAUCUCUUACAGCUCCGACAGGUAUCAGCGAAUACUCAAGAGUUUAUACAAGUAUGCUGACACGUUUCUUCAAGUCGUGCUGAGACAUGUGGACAGGCAUGACGGGUCUAUGUCUGAGCAGUUUGAUAGAAACACCGGAUACAUGCAAGGGGCUGAGAAGUUGACGUGGUCGUAUUCGGCGUUCCACAAUUGCGUGAGAUGGAGAACGAAAGCUGCUGAUCAGAUCAGGCACCUCCAUAAUCAAGAGUAA
Candidozyma auris is the source of this 1596-nucleotide messenger RNA. It is a transcript of the gene SGA1, whose product is annotated as glucan 1,4-alpha-glucosidase. The transcript has a single exon. Gene Ontology annotation, biological process: polysaccharide metabolic process. Gene Ontology annotation, molecular function: glucan 1,4-alpha-glucosidase activity. Bases 1 to 1596 code for a protein of 531 amino acids. The record is from RefSeq and is a predicted model, not a curated record. NCBI's taxonomy places the organism in Eukaryota, Fungi, Ascomycota, Pichiomycetes, Serinales, Metschnikowiaceae. Gene Ontology annotation, cellular component: fungal-type vacuole.